Molecule: messenger RNA, 2540 nt
Organism: Anoplophora glabripennis (Asian longhorned beetle)
Lineage: Eukaryota; Metazoa; Arthropoda; Insecta; Coleoptera; Cerambycidae
Product: beta-galactosidase-1-like protein 2
Exons: 3
Coding region: 66-2027 (653 amino acids)
Biological process (GO): carbohydrate metabolic process
Cellular component (GO): vacuole
Molecular function (GO): beta-galactosidase activity
Source: RefSeq, a predicted model, not a curated record
UGCCCGAUGAGACUGACCUUAGCAACACAGCGAUAACUUCAAUUUCGUAUCAGUGAUCGCGGAAAAUGUCUCUGGCUUUGCCAAGUUUGUACGAAUAUUACACCAGCGGAGGUAUACACGCUGGCCUGAACGCCGACAAGCCUUAUUUCACCCUCAACGACAGAAACAUCACCAUAUACAGUGGCGCCCUUCAUUAUUUCCGAGUGCCAAAGCCUUACUGGAGAGACAGGCUUCGAAAACUACGAGCCGCUGGACUGAACGCGGUCGAGACGUACGUGCCAUGGAACUUACACGAGCCGCAAUCGGGCCGGUUCGAUUUCGGUCAAGGCGGUUCGGAUAUGGAGGACUUUCUGGACGUGGCGGAGUUCCUAAAGACUGCCAAGGAGGAGGACCUGUUGGCCAUCGUUAGGCCGGGACCGUUCAUUUGUUCCGAGUGGGAAUUUGGGGGGUUCCCCAGUUGGUUGCUGAGGGAAAGGGAUAUUAAAGUUAGGACCUCGGAUGGUACUUACAUGAAAUAUGUUACAAGGUACUUCAACAUGCUUCUACCGAUCCUAGCAAUGCUCCAGUUCACGAAGGGAGGUCCCAUAAUAGCCUUCCAAGUAGAAAACGAAUACGGUAGCACCGAAAAACCGGGAAAAUUCGCACCGGACAAAGUGUACCUCCAAGAGCUCCGCGAAUUGAUGUUAAACAACGGCAUAGUGGAGCUUCUAGUGACAUCGGACAGCCCUUCGAUGCACAAAACUGCCGGAACGCUUCCAGGGGUUUUUCUGCAAACUGCGAACUUCGGCAGCAACCCAGAAGUGGACUUCCUAAUGCUCAAACUCCUCCAACCAGGUAGGCCUAUCAUGGCAAUGGAGUUUUGGACCGGUUGGUUCGACCACUGGUCGGAAAAACACCACACAAGAAGCGAUGAGGACUUUUACAAUGUAUACGAGAGGAUUCUGAAGUAUCCGGCGUCUGUCAAUAUGUAUAUGUUCCACGGAGGCACCAGUUUUGGCUUCAUGAACGGUGCCAAUUUAGGGAACACCGCUACGGAUAACUCGGGGUAUCAGCCCGACACCACGAGUUACGACUACGACGCGCCUUUGAGCGAAAGUGGCGACUACACCAUGAAGUAUGUGAUCGUCAAGGAGUUACUUAAGAAGUACAACCCUAUACAGACCAGAUUACCCCAAACCCCCCACAUAGCUGCCAAGGGAACAUACAAGCCCCAAAAAAUCGCAAGCCAGCUAACUCUGGACGAGAUACUAUCCAAAACUCCUCUGAAGUUCUCAAGUCCCGUGGUGGUGCCAAUGGAGUUGCUCUCAGUGAACAAUAUGUCCGGGCAGAGCUACGGCUACGUAGUUUACAGAAAGAGAAACUUGGACAUCGCAGCAAACGCGGUAUUGACAAUCGGGGGUAGGGUAUGCGAUAGCGUCGUGGUGUUAGUCAACGGGGUGCUAAUGUCCAAGCCUUUGAACACUGCCAGCGACUUGAACAGUUUUGGAUUCUGGAGGUUAAACAACUCUAACCUAACUUUGGGACCGACGAAUCUGACAGGAGCAACUUUGGAUUUGGUGGUUGAGAACUGGGGAAGGAACAACUUCGGUUACUUAGAACAAUUCAACCAGUUCAAGGGCCUUUGGCAGGGUUCAGUUUACUUGAACAACAGAGAAAUAACUAACUGGGAGAUAGUUCCUUUAGAGUUCAAGAAGUCUUGGACCAAGAACCUUACGGGCUGGCACAGUCCUUUCCCUCAACAGUCCGUUGGUCCGUCGUUAUACAAAGCCACUUUUUAUGUGGACGUGCUCGAGGAUACCUACAUAGACAUGCAGAAUUGGUGCAAGGGAAUCGUGAUAGUGAACGAUUUCGUUCUUGGGAGGUAUUCCAAGAUCGGGCCCCAGCAAAGCUUAUACCUGCCAGCCCCUUUCUUGAGGAAGGGGUGGAAUGUCGUUGUAGUUUUCGAACAUUACGUAGCCGCGAGUAAAAUUAGAUUUUCGAGCAAUAUGAUCUACAAGACCCUUACAGGAAAGAAGCGAAGACAGUGAAGGCGUGAACAUUUUGUAAUACAUUGUAAUUGUGUCAACAAUGAAGGUGCUCAAUUAAAAAAUAUUUUCUUGUAUAAAUAUUUACCUAGAAGGGUUAAAAUUAAUUUUUUUAUGGAUACAUGAUUAAAAUAGGUUCAACAUGUCAAUAUGUAAUGAUAAAUGUGUAAAAUUACAUGAACCGAAUCAUAUUUGAAAUAUUCGCUAUAACUUUCUAAGUAACAUAUUUGCUUUUAUAUUCAACAAAACAUAUAUCCCUAAAGUCACAAAUUAAAAAUGUUAUCAACUGCUAGCAGAUAAAGUUUAGGAAAUAGUGUUUAGAACUAAAAAAAAGUAUUUUUCAAGUAAAACAAUGCAGUUCAGUUAGAAUAGUUAAUAAGGUGUACUUUAUUUAAUUUUAUUUUAUCGACAAAGUUAAUCAGAAACAUUUCCGUUGGGUCGAUAAUGAAACUAUUAUUAUAUUGAGUGAGUUUAUAGACCAGGGUCGAUAAUUUUUGAAACCAAAAAAAAUUAUAG